UUUCUUUUUUUAAAAGCUGAUUAUCCGUCGUUCCGUUUUGUGUUUUCUUCUGCACACAAGUUUGAAAUAUUGUACUUUUGUCGGAAGGCAGGUUUGACGUCAUGAAGUUGCUGCUUUUACCCCUUUUAAUGUCUUUUUUCGCCCUCGCUCAAGUUUUUUGCGAGCAGAACGACCCAAAAGAAGAAGGUGAAUAUUGGACGAGCAGCAGCCACAUUCAGGACGGCUGGUACUCUAAUGACCCCAUAAGAGAGAUCUUACUGAGGAUGACAAGAAAGCCACGGCCGCAUCAGUUCAUUGGUUUAAUGGGGAAGCGUUCCAUGGCAAAUGCACAGAUCACUCGAAAAAGACAUAAAAUCAACGCUUUUGUUGGACUGAUGGGCAAACGGAGCCAAGAGGAGCCAGAUUCCGACGAGUGGAGCACAAUACAGACAUACGACAGACGUCGCUAAACGCCAUCUUCUCAUCCAGCUGCUCCUCAUCCCGCUCAUUCAGUUGUUUUGUUUUCUCCAAACUGUGUGUAGCUGUUAGUCCAAUGGAAAAAAAAUCACAUUCCAUAUUUUUGUGGUGUAGCCGUGCUGUUAGCUGUGCCAUAUGAUCUGUCCCAGCAGAGGGCAAAAGUGAUGUCAUGAUCCGUGUUUACUGUUUACAAGAUGUUUCCCACGAUCACCACAAAGACAAAACACUGCCGUUGACUGUGAAGCUGAAACACGUGCAACGCUAAUGUGCCUGAUGUACGUGUUUCAAUCCAGCCUGAGAGACCCAUGCGCGGGCGCGCCCUCAUGUCAACUGUGAUCUCACUGUACACUCCUGUAACCUGACACAAGUUUAACAAACAUUAAAAUUAUUUUCUUUACUGUACAAA
This is a messenger RNA of Thalassophryne amazonica, 862 nucleotides long. RefSeq names its product tachykinin precursor 1 (gene tac1). The coding region runs from base 102 to 449 and encodes 115 amino acids. Gene Ontology annotation, biological process: tachykinin receptor signaling pathway. The transcript is spliced from 5 exons. Lineage: Eukaryota; Metazoa; Chordata; Actinopteri; Batrachoidiformes; Batrachoididae. The record is from RefSeq and is a predicted model, not a curated record.